Messenger RNA from Juglans microcarpa x Juglans regia, 4074 nucleotides. RefSeq names its product AMSH-like ubiquitin thioesterase 2. Lineage: Eukaryota; Viridiplantae; Streptophyta; Magnoliopsida; Fagales; Juglandaceae. Gene Ontology annotation, molecular function: metal-dependent deubiquitinase activity; protein binding; K63-linked deubiquitinase activity. The transcript is spliced from 11 exons. Gene Ontology annotation, biological process: protein K63-linked deubiquitination. The record is from RefSeq and is a predicted model, not a curated record. The coding region runs from base 1737 to 2846 and encodes 369 amino acids. Gene Ontology annotation, cellular component: membrane; endosome.
UUUUGACUUGGAUUUUUUUUUUAGUGAGCAAUUUUAGAUGUUCGAUUUGAUUUCAUUACAAUGAUGCUUUAAGAUCAGGGCUUUGUACCUUGUUGCUCUCUUCAUAGAAUAGGUGUCUUAAAGAUGAAGAUGUAUAUGACUGAGGGAAUUUUUUCCUAAUUGGGAAUUUCCAUGUCUCAUUGGUGAUUUUUUUUAUUGGCACUGGGUGUCCGAGAACAAAGUCCCAACUAAUUCCGGAGGUGCACAUGCCCUUAGCAAAGAGUUUUUCGUAAGUGCAUAUUGGGUAAUUCAAAGAGAAGUUUCCCAAGUUCGAUGACCCCUAGAAAUUGUUUGUACUCAAGAGGAUUUGAGCCUUAGACUUGGAGGGAGCAUACCACCAAGUCCAAGGCUUUUACCACUUGAGCCAACCCUAGGGGGCAUUGGUAUUUUAAUUUUAAUUUUUUAUUUUUUUAUCGAUAAACAAAAUUUUAUUGAGCAUAAAGUAGACAAAGGCUUGAGUAUACGGGACAUAUACAAGAGCAUCGCCAAUGUAUGCAGUGAUUUGAGACACUUUUUCUCUAUUUUCUUUCUUAAAAUGAAGGAAAAAAUAGAGAAAAUGUGUCCCAAGUCACCAAUGAAACUUAGCAAUUCUAAGGAGUGGCGUAGUGAUCUUGGGGUGAGCUGUAGAAACCGAAUAUCCUGGGUCUGAAAUUCCGUGUUCACACUCUUGACACAAUUGGACUGGGGAAUUUCACCUCCAAUUAGCUGAGGUGCACUUGUGGAAAACUCCUUGCUGAGGACCUGUUCACUCUUAGGAUUAUUCAUGACUUUGUCUCUGAUCUGAAUUGAUAAUUCAUCAAAAGGAAAACAUUGUCAUAACAAGGUACAGAAACCCUGUAGGUGCCUGUCUUGAAACUGUAUCGAUCAUAUAUCUAGAAGGGCAGAUGAUAAUUAGUGAGUCAACAUGUGCUAGACGUAAGAUAUAAGGGGUGUGUUUGCCACACAGAUUCUAGAGUCUGGACUGCAUAUGUGAUAUAAAUUUAAUUAUGAAAUGUUUUCUUAAGUAAAUUAGAUUUAGCAAUGUUUCCAAUACUUGAUACUGAUUUCCCGGAGUCUGGUGAAGAACGUGCAAACAAAUUAAAAUGCUGCUAGUGGCCUGUGUUUCUCUAUCUCAUCAAGGUUAUGGCAUUUAUGUGUAAUUAAGAUGAAAAUUAAAGUGUAACUUGGCAUUACUGUUGCUUCAAUUAUUUUACUUUUGACAGCAAAAAAGUUCUAUGGGGCAUGAAGAGCCAUAAUGACUGUUUACAGUCUGUUUUUUUCCAUUGUUGGAUCAUUUUGCCCUGCAUUGGGAACUCAUGAAUGACUCAAAAGUAUCCAAGAGAGGAGCUAUCUAUCAAUUAAUUUACUUACAGAUGUUGAUCCUUUAAAACAAUUCUUAUUACUACCCAUUUAUUUGGAAAUGGAUUGAGCAUCCAUGGAUAAUCUUAGAGCUUAACUUGAAUGGUCUAUGUUGUUCAGAUUUGCCACGACCCAUCUUGAGCUUUUUCCUUAUUGGCUGUAGUUCCUUUCAGGUUAGAAAUUCUGGCAUAACAGAAAUGUGAGACCAAAGGUAAUGAGAAUUCACAUUUUCCAGAGAAAUUAUGUUCAUUUCCAGGAACCUCGGUACAAAUUUCGAAGUUUACCAUUUCUAUGCAGAAUCUUGUUAGUGCAGGCAGAAUAUUAAUUUGAGUUCUGUUUCGCCAUUAUAUAGCUCGAGGAUGAUUAACAAGAAGAAUUCUGGGACGGUAUCUAUAUAUACAGUGGAUUCUAAAACUAGUAGCUCUUUGCUUGAAUUUCGUUGUCCAACAAUUGAGAAAGCUUGCAAAUGUCGGCAUAUUACAGUUCAUACUGUCACAUUGUCUUCUCCUUCUACUAUAAUCUCUUGUGUAGAGAAGGUACCUCAAGGUGAAACAUCUUCACAUAUUACUGUUGCUGAUUCAGAACAUGGACACUCAAAGUUGUAUGAUGAGUCGAUGACAUCUAAGAUCUUGCGAGAUGUACAUAUACCAACAAGGUUGAUGGAGGAUUUUCUUGAACUUUCUAAAGACAACACAGAUAAGGAUCUGGAAACCUGUGGCAUUCUUGGUGCCUCUCUUGAAGAAGGAGUCUUUUAUGCAACCACGCUUAUCAUACCCAAACAGGAAUCAACUUCCAGUUCUUGUCAGGCUAUAAACGAGGAGGAAGUUUUUGCCAUUCAAAAUGAGCAAUCACUUUUUCCUGUGGGUUGGAUCCAUACACAUCCGUCCCAAACUUGUUUCUUGUCAUCAGUAGAUGUGCACACUCAGUACUCAUAUCAGAUUGGCCUCUUGGGUAGUUGUAAUCUUGAAAUAGCACUUCUAAUAGAUGGGGUUCUGCAACAAGGUUGGUGGUGCGGUUAUAUCAUUUUAUGUGACGAGCAGGUGUUAAGAUCAAAAGAAACAACAGAAAGAUUUGCGUUGGUAAUGGUACCUGAGGCUUUUGCCAUUGUCAUGGCUCCAACUGAUACAUCAAGGAGCUAUGGAAUAUUUCGGCUAUCUGACCCUGGUGGCUUGAAUGUGCUGAAAGAGUGCCAAGAGACGGGAUUUCACCCUCACAAAGAGCUCGCGGAUGGAAGUUCCAUUUACGAGGAUUGCUCUAAUGUCUAUAAAAAUUCAAAUCUGAGAGAGCAAAUUCCUGCAACAUCUCAUGGACUUCCAUGCUUCUUUGACAACAUCAAUACAACCUAUUUGCUGAGCCCAACAAGCCUCAUAUCUGAAAGGCCCAUUGGGAGAGACCUAAACCAAAGGCUGAGAUUUUGUACAAAGGUCUUGUUUAUGGGCCCCUGCCUUUCUUCUCCAUUUAGUAACUGAGAUUGAAUGAGGCUUUUCAUGAGGGACCCCCUGAAGAUCUCCUUUCUACCCGCUGAUCCAAGCCAAUCUCAAAAUCUUUGACCAAGUCAUUUAACUACAACUUCAUUGUCCCGAGAUUCCUCCGCAUAUGAUGCACCAGAUUCACUCCUGUAAUUACUCCUACUGUUACCACCAUUGUUUCUAUCAAACUCAUCGGAUUCUCUUUGCCGGUGGGAAGAACUGUUAUGGUUUAUGCACCAGUAUUUUUUGGAAACGAGACCACUAGUAAGUAAAGAUGAAAGCCUGUAGGCUGUAGCCAAGUAACAUACUGAAUUUUGCCAGCUUGCUCGUCUACAGACUUACAUGAGUUAUGAAUAUGCCUUAUUGUGCCACAAUUGAAACAAAAGUUCGGGAGCCUUUCAUACUUGAAACAAAUCCAGUGCUUCUUACUGUUAACAUGAAGAAAUGUACCUCGUAACAGAGGUUUGGUAAUAUCGACUUCAACUCGCACUCUUAAACAAGAACCCCGACCUACCCCUUCCUUGUUAGCAUCAACAGAAAUGACUUUGCCAAUAGAUGAUCCAAGCAAAGACCCCAAAUCACGAGUCAUUACUGCCAGUGGAAUAUUAUGCAUUUGAAUCUAUAAUGGUUCAAACGUGAAAUGAAUAUCUUGUGUUGAUAGGCUUCCAUCGAACUCCUGCAAAUUCAUGAAGACUCUAUCAAACAUCCACAACCUACCCUUUAAAACCUUUUCGUUAUCUCCAAGAUUAUGAAAUUCCACCAAAAACUUAUUCACACCCAUCUCUUUGAAAGUGAUCCAUCCAACUGGUCUCCAUAUUUUGGAUAAAGUUGAACGGAAAGCCUCCUAGUUGACUAACUUAUCAGAAAUGAUCAAAGCUAGAAUGCUGCGUUUUCCACGUAAAGUUGAGACAUCAACAGUAUCCUCAGGUACAGCCAGAACAUGACUCUCUUCUUCCGUGAGUGUUAAUCCCUCCCAUUGCUUUGUUAGCUCCUCUUGCAUUCCUUAACACCACUUCUCUUUGGUAGGAAAACCUCCAAGAGACACCAGCUUUAUAAAGACAAAGCACCACCACCUCACCCUUUCAGAGAAAAGAGAGGAACCUCUACCAUGUAUAUAUUCUGAACAUUAUUACCUGUUGAUUUGAAUAUCAUAUGUUGUAGAUUGAACUUGAAUAUCAAAGUUCUCGAUUAUGAGUUUUUUAAUUUUAAAUAGAAGUAUAUUUUAAAA